Molecule: messenger RNA, 315 nt
Organism: Pediculus humanus corporis (human body louse)
Lineage: Eukaryota; Metazoa; Arthropoda; Insecta; Psocodea; Pediculidae
Product: protein C9orf74, putative
Exons: 4
Coding region: 1-315 (104 amino acids)
Biological process (GO): tRNA thio-modification; protein urmylation
Cellular component (GO): cytoplasm; nucleus
Molecular function (GO): protein tag activity
Source: RefSeq, a predicted model, not a curated record
AUGGAAAGUACGGAUAAACUUAAUUUAAUUAUUGAAUUCGGUGGUGGAGCAGAGCUUUUAUUUGGAAAUGUAAAAAAGCACGAAGUACAGUUAACGCAAGAAAAAUCAUCAAAAUGGACAAUUAGAAAACUUUUACCAUGGUUGGAAAAAAAUUUAUUAAAAGAAAGACCUGAAUUAUUUUUACAAGAAGAAACUGUUAGACCUGGUAUUUUAGUUUUAGUCAAUGAUGCAGAUUGGGAAUUAUUGGGUGAAUUAGAUUACGAACUUCAAAACAACGAUAACGUUUUAUUUAUAUCAACCCUUCACGGCGGAUGA